ACAAUCAACGUCCCCCAAGACACAUUCCGCAGCCAGACACACAUGUCACGUGACGGGGAGGUCAAUGAUCCUGACAAGAAAAAUGGCGGAAUUUGAGGAGCUACGGAUGCUUAACGGUCACAUAGAAUAAGGAUUUGUAAGAAACAAGGAAAUACACACGUAGGAGCGAUCAAGCAUGGACCGUAUAAUGAAGGAGCAUGGUGUCAAGUUUCAGAGUGUCAGAGCUACAAGUGUUACUGGGCUUCGCUGGGCGUAACAAGAGUGGUCCCAAGCAUGAGCUCCUUCUGAGGGUCUUGCACCUCCUGAAAAACUCCUCCUGCAGUCCAGCCGUCCAGAUCAAAAUCAAAGAACUUUAUCGACGCCGCUAUCCCAGGACGAUAGACACUUGUCUUACCGACUUGGCUGCAAUUAAGUCUGCGUUCUCCACGGCAGCGGAAGGCGGUGAUGUUACCGUGGUAACCUCUGACCUCAGUGACCUGUCCCCUGACGGCGCCAGUGUCUCCCGGGACUUUGACCUGGCGUCCGAUUCGCUGCUCCUCUCUGGUGAAUCGCUGCUGCUCCACGAGGAGACCAAUAAGGAGCUGAGGAUGAACCUCCAGCAGCCCGCCCCUCUCAUCCCUCCAGUCCACCCAGACGUCCAGAUGAAGUCUCUGCCAUUCUACGACGUGUUGGACAUCCUCGUUAAACCCUCCAGCCUGGGUCAGUGUCUCUCUGGAACCAGCACUGUUCAGAGAUACCACCAAGAGAAAUACUUCAUCUUCGCCUUGACGCCUCAACAAGUCAGAGAGGUGUGCAUUUCAAGGGACUUCCUACCAGGUGGCAGAAGGGACUACAUGGUUCAGAUACAACUGAGGUUUUGUCUGUCAGAAACAAGUUGUCCCCAAGAAGACAACUACCCCAACAGUCUCUGUAUUAAAGUGAAUGGGAAGCUCUUCCCUUUGCCGGGUUAUGCCCCGCCCCCUAAAAAUGGAGUGGAACAGAAGAGACCGGGAAGACCUCUAAAUAUCACCUCAUUGGUCAGAUUGUCCUCUGCCGUACCCAAUCAGAUCUCUGUAACGUGGGCAGCCGAAAUUGGAAAGACGUACUCCAUGUCGGUGUACCUGGUGAGACAGGUCACCUCGCCUCUACUGCUGCAGAGGCUCAGGAUGAAGGGCAUCAGAAACCCAGACCACUCCAGAGCGCUGAUAAAAGAGAAGCUGACAGCAGACCCUGAUAGUGAGAUUGCCACAACCAGCCUGAGGGUGUCCCUCAUGUGCCCCCUUGGUAAAAUGCGUCUGACUGUGCCGUGUCGAGCUGUCACCUGUUCCCACCUGCAGUGUUUUGACGCAGCCCUCUACCUGCAGAUGAAUGAGAAGAAACCCACCUGGGUCUGUCCUGUCUGUGACAAGAAGGCCCCCUACGAGAGCCUCAUCAUCGACGGGUUGUUCAUGGAGAUUCUGAACGACUGUUCCGAUGUGGAUGAGAUCAAGUUCCAGGAGGACGGGACCUGGUGCCCCAUCAGACCAAGGAAAGAGGCCCUCAGUGUGUCCUCAACCUGUAUCCCCAAAAUAGAACCGCGUCUAUGUGCCGUGGUCCCCUCCCACAGCGAGCUCAGCUCAACCAAUAAGAAGGCAGACGUGAUCGACCUGACCCUGGAGAGCUCAUCAGAGGAGGAGGAGGAGGAAGAGGAGCCUGAUCCGCCACUGAAGAAGAGAUGCCUCUACAUGUCCAAGACAGAGGAGGUUCACGCCAAGGGAGUGUUGACGUAUCAGCCAUCCACGGGGCGCCUCCCAAAUGUACAGGCCCUGGACACGCCAUACCUGAUGUCUUCACUAGCAGACUAUACAGUCCCCUUCCACCACUCCACCCUGUCCACCAUCCCUACAGACAUGCAGAGUCUGGAUCUGUUCUCGCUGAUCCAAGGUGACCCGCAGCAUUACAGAGCUCCCAUGUUCCUGGAUAACUUGACCAGCAGCCUGCAGGGUGCCACCACUAGCGCCGGCCUGGUGUCCUCUUCUAGCCAAUACGACACCAGUUCCCACCACACCACUGCCUCUUCAUCCUCCCAUGAGACUGGGGUUAUCACUGGGGGAGGAGGAGGGUCCAACAUCAUCUCAGACAUCAUCUCAUUGGACUGAUCUUCUGGUCCCUGAGAGCUCAUUGGACUAAGCUUCUGGUCCCCGAGAGCUCAUUGGACUAAGCCUCUGGUCCCUGAGAGCUCAUUGGACUGAUCUUCUGGUCCCUGAGAGCUCAUUGGACUAAGCUUCUGGUCCCUGAGAGCUCAUUGGACUAAGCCUCUGGUCCCUGAGAGCUCAUUGGACUAAGCCUCCUAUUCGACACAAGCCUCCGAGGACUGAGGUAGUGCACUAUAUAGGGAAUAUCGUGCCAUUUUGGACCUGGACGAUGUCCACAGGCCACCAUGGGACAGGGAGAUCCCAGAGCUAGGCUAACUUGUCUCCUUUCCUUUGUCUGUCUGCCAGUGAAGUUAGGACACAUUUGCUUUUUUCCCCCUACUGUGCCCGUGCUGAUUGAAGGAAAGGAAAACUAGGAGAGGAAGCCAUUUUUAGAUAGUUGAGACUGUUGGACCCGUAGUCUUUUCCCAAUUGGAUUUGCUCAGCUCCUACGUCCUCUCCCGCCUCCUUUUGAAAAAGGUCAAAGGUGAUUGGAGGAGAGGCGGCGAGGAGAGUGAAUGUGGGUGAAAAUGUCCUGAAAUGACGUCUACAGGUUGGAUCCCAAAACGUGGUGAUAAAAACAAAUGAAGAUAGUUGUGGAAGACAUUAUUAUUUUUAUUUUUAGCUACAACGAUAGAUUUUAAACAUGUUCAUGCCUUUUUCUCCGACGACAAAACGAAAGCUUGAUUUAAAGAGUGGAGGGGGGGGGAGGGGGGGGGGCAGGUUUCAGUAGUCUUCCAUGAAGGACUCCGGAAGGAUACACAUGACCUUCCUCGAGGUAAAGGUGACUAUCAAGGAGAGGAGGGAAACUCUUCCGUUCAGCUACUAACGAAUUGACAUAGCCUUGACCACUCAUCGGUUUCCGGGUCACAGAGGAGAGAGGACGGACCCCCCCCCCCCCCCCCCCCCCCCCAAAUAGUCAAAAGCCUAUUUUGACUGAGUUGGCCUCACCCCACACAUUCUGACCUGUGGAAGAGAAGGGGAUUUUACCAGUCUGUUCUUCACAUUUGUUUUUAAUUGGAUGAGAUGACAUGGAAGCAUUCCGCAGGAAGUGGGACAAUGGGGGGCGGGGUUUGUUUCCCCCUUCAGUCACAGCAAUAAUACUGAGUUUUCCAGAUCUACUGACUCUGUACACGGUUGAAAGUGUAUCUAAAACAUGGAACCAUUAGAAAUGAGAUAUUUGUGUGUGUGGAUCCAUGAAUUGGAGGUACCAUUUAGUUUUUUGUACAAAUUAUCAAAAGUGAUACAAACUAGAGCGUUGAGUGUUUAUAAAAAUGCCAUCUUUCUCAGCAUUUUGGAAAUCUGUUUUUGUAUUUAGUUGGACCUUGUUGUGUAUGUACCAUCUAAUUAGGAUCCCCUUUUGUUCCGUGUGUAAACAUGUAUAUGAGUUAAUGUCCCCAAAUGGUUUCCGUCCCACGAGUCUCGGCUUUUGAACAUUUGAAGGUUAAGCAGGAUGUUUUCACAGAACCAAAUGUAAUGCGAAGUUGUCAAUUGAGCCUUUGUCGAACGUAGCAAAAAAAAGCAAUCAGGGCCUGAAAUAGUGUAUUUUAUUUAAUGUACAAAACUCUAGAUAAAUUAGCUAAGGCAAUUAGUGCUGCAGUUUUUAAAGUGUAGAAUGAUAUGUUGGCCCUCAACCUUGUAUGAGUUGCUUAGGGAAAGGGGACCUACCCACUAAAAUGUUAGGAAUUACAUUAAGUUAGGUUAAUGUUUUAAAAUGGAACCUGAAGUAUUUUCCAAACUUAAAUUUAAGGGAAUAGAUAUUUAAUAUUUUAUUGUAGUUAAAGGAUGCUCCUCUUGUUUCACUGUGGGUAAAGGCUGCUCUGCUUGUUUCGCUGUGGGUAAAGGAUGCUCCUAUUGUUUCGCUAUGGGUAAAGGAUGCUCCUAUUGUUUCGCUUUGGGUAAAGGAUGCUCCGCUUGUUUCGCUGUGGGUAAAGGAUGCUCCUCUUGUUUCGCUGUGGGUAAAGGAUGCUCCUCUUGUUUCACUGUGGGUAAAGGAUGCUCCUAUUGUUUCGCUGUGGGUAAAGGAUGCUCCUCUUGUUUCGCUUUGGGUAAAGGAUGCUCCGCUUGUUUCGCUGUGGGUAAAGGAUGCUCCUCUUGUUUCGCUGUGGGUAAAGGAUGCUCCUCUUGUUUCGCUGUGGGUAAAGGAUGCUCCUCUUGUUUCGCUGUGGGUAAAGGAUGCUCUUGUUUCGCCGUGCCAUCGUGAUGCAAACAAACAAACAAACAAACAACAAGGUGCUCAUUUUUUAUUUGCUGUCAGGAUCUCAGACUUAAAACAAUAAAGCAGCAUUUUUUUAAAAUACCUGUAUUAGUCAACUUUCCCCCCUCA
This is a messenger RNA of Oncorhynchus kisutch (coho salmon), 4476 nucleotides long. RefSeq names its product E3 SUMO-protein ligase PIAS2-like. The transcript is spliced from 14 exons. Gene Ontology annotation, cellular component: chromatin. Gene Ontology annotation, biological process: regulation of transcription by RNA polymerase II; protein sumoylation. Bases 198 to 2117 code for a protein of 639 amino acids. Lineage: Eukaryota; Metazoa; Chordata; Actinopteri; Salmoniformes; Salmonidae. Gene Ontology annotation, molecular function: SUMO ligase activity; zinc ion binding; transcription coregulator activity. The record is from RefSeq and is a predicted model, not a curated record.